Messenger RNA from Oxyura jamaicensis (ruddy duck), 748 nucleotides. RefSeq names its product sterile alpha motif domain containing 15 (gene SAMD15). Gene Ontology annotation, molecular function: protein binding. The transcript is spliced from 3 exons. The record is from RefSeq and is a predicted model, not a curated record. The coding region runs from base 4 to 465 and encodes 153 amino acids. NCBI's taxonomy places the organism in Eukaryota, Metazoa, Chordata, Aves, Anseriformes, Anatidae.
GCCAUGGAGCCCGGAGCGGGGCCCGCCCGGCCCUACCCCGCCUGGAGCGCUGCGGAGGUGGCCGAGUGGGUGGCGCGGCUCGGCUUCCCCCAGUACGAGGAGUGCUUCAGAGCCAACGGCAUCACCGGCCGCCGCCUCGUCCUGGUGAACUGCAGCAGCCUGCCCGCCAUGGGCCUCACCGACUUCGGCCACAUGCAGACGAUUUCACGACAUGUGCGGGAGUUGCUGGGGAUCGAAGAGCCUGUCUUCAGCAGAUCCAUUGCCCUCCCAUACAGAGACAACAUGGGCCUCUUCCUGGAGCAAAAGUCCCGAUCAGGAGAGAAAGCAGAUGCCCUCACUUUCUCACAGUUUGUCCAAGAAGCAGGCCUGGAGCCCUAUAGCACAGGACCUCCUUUGCAACAAGCCCAGACUGGGUUAGAGGCAGAUGCAGUCCCUUUAUCGCAGGGCACCCAGAGGCAGGAUUAGAGUCACACAGCAGUUCCACCUUUGUAAGAAGCCCAGCUGGGACAGCAUUAUAUAGCUUUAUUACCUUGCCAUAAGGAGGUACAGUUCGACAUUCUCCACAUUACACAAAAGCCCAUUGUAGCUCUUAGCUGUUUGAUUACAGCAAACACAUCCCUACAUCGCCUCUUUUCCACAGGGAUUUUCUGCAGUCCUUCAUUUGCUUCCAGGAACUAAGAGAAGCAGAACCCAUAAAUCAAGCAUGACUUUACCACUGUCUUUCAUUUCUGUUUUAUAGUUGAUUAAA